This is a messenger RNA of Microplitis mediator, 1119 nucleotides long. Its product is annotated as proteoglycan 4-like. NCBI's taxonomy places the organism in Eukaryota, Metazoa, Arthropoda, Insecta, Hymenoptera, Braconidae. The record is from RefSeq and is a predicted model, not a curated record. The coding region runs from base 1 to 1017 and encodes 338 amino acids. The transcript is spliced from 5 exons.
AUGACCCCGACUGCUGAAAACGAAAUUCCUGAUAUCAUAGCAACAUUUCGUGGACCUUUUGAGGAUACGCCACGUUUUUCAAUGGGUAGCGCCGGAAUAUGUUCAGCUACAAUAUCUUGUGAAAUACUAAAAACUCCAAUGGAAAUGGUUAAAUCGGCUUAUAACGAAUUAAAAUAUAUUUAUAAAAAUCAAUGUUCCAACAUUAAUUCAUCGCAAACAGAAAGUUUACCAGAAUCAAAAAUAAAUAAAGAUAGCGUUCUCAUAUUAUCUGAAAAUAAUACAAAUAUCCAAGAAAAAUCAGAUGUAACGAAUGAUAAUGAAAUAAAACCAAAUAAAUAUCGAAGGAUACUGGUAAAAUAUAAAUAUCAAUCGCCGAUUCAGAUCGUAGACCUUCCUGUCACCACCGACCCGUCAACAACAACAACAACAACAACAACAACUAGUACAACAACAACGACGACGACGAGUACAACGACAACGACAACGACAACAACAACAACAACAGAAAGAACUACAAUUACAACAAAACGACCACGGACAACACGACCGCCACGAACAACACAACCGCCGCGACAAACAGGACCGCCACCGCCAACAGAGCCUCCACAAGUUACAGAACCGCCAUCAGUAACAGGACCGACACAAGUAACCAGACCGCCACGAACAACAAGGCCUCCAAGAACAACAAGACGGCCGCGAACAACGAGCCCUCCACGAUCAACCAGACCGCCACGGACAAUACGACCUCCGCGGACUCCAAGACCGACGACACCGCCGCCUACGCCACCACCUCCACCACCACCACCACCUCCACCACCGCCACCUCCACCGCCACGGCCACCACCACCACCACGAACACAACAUACACAAUGGAUCCCCCAACAACCAAGUUUAUUGGAGACAAAACUAGAAAUUCUUCAUAGAAAAAAACAACUUUUUUUGGAAUUACUCAUGUUGAAAGCAAUGCGUAUUCUUCGGUGGAAAAAGAGGCUUCUUGCUCUUAUGAUGUUUGGAUAAUUAGAAUUAUUUAUUGUCACACUAACGCAUUAUUAAAUGUACAAUAUAUUUUUUUUUUUAUAAUUUUUAAAAUAUAUAUAGAUACAUAACAUCUUGCUGAAU